AUGGACAGCCCGAAGACCGGCUCCAUUUCCUCCAGCGGCGGCGGCGGCGGCAGUUCGCAUCGCCGCAAGCUCACCAAGAAGCCUCCUCCAUCCCACUUCUCCCACCACAACCACAACCACAACCACAACCACAACCACAACUACAAUCAUAACAAUCACUACUUUCACCACAACCACAGCAACCGCCGGCCGCAGCAGCAUGACCACGAGCAACCGCUUGGCGGCCGUCGUCAUUCCAGCUCAACCUUCCGUUUCGGUGGUGCUGACAAUCGUCUUGACACGCGAUCUCUAGGGAGCAAGAAAAGCUCGACCAGUCUCAGACAGGCGCCCAGCAGCACUCCGAGCACCCCCAUCACCCCUCACACUACAAACGCUGCUCCUCCUCUCCCUUUAGCUUUCACCUCCUCCAACAAUAAGUCGCUCGCCCCAUCUGUUGUCUCGACAAACGCAUCCGACUCCCCCUCGACCGGCCUCUCCUCUUUCUUCUCCUCGUCCGCAGCCCGGUCGCACACGACGUCCACGGCGUCCACAACACCCCUCUACUCGUCGCAGUCCCGGCCGAUCGCCGCGUCGUCGCAUCUCAAUUCCUCAUCAUCCGUGCACGCCCGCACUGACGUGCAGCAGCAGCUUCGUUCCGACCCGCCGCCCGCUCUGCUACCCCUCAGUUCCACGAGUUCGGACGACUUGAUUGGUGAUCCCUUUGACGGCACAGCACUCAUUGAGCGCAUCGAGGCCAUCCGGUCAUCGACCCUGCUGAGCAGCAGUUACCAAAGCGACGAGCACAGCAACGGCGCGCCGAAUCCCAACAACAGCGAGAGCCACAACUUCGACUACAAAAACAGCAGCAGCUCUGCGGACGGCAAGAGGAGCGCCACUGCUGCUGUCAACAAUUCCCGCCCACGUGAUCCUGCGAACAAGGAACGCGAUAUAACCCAAAAGUGGCAGGAUCGGCCCAGCAACAGCAGCGAACGCAGCGAUUGCCAUUCCCAGGCAAGGCACGCGACGACUCCCCGCACACCACUUAUGGGGCAUUCGCCGCCAACCCUGCGCCAAUCGGCAACUUUCCCCGCAACAACCACUCUGCCCAUCAUGACCGAGAAAGGGGGUGCGUCCAAGACGGACGCGCCGAAGCGCUACUCAGACGAGACCAAGGAGAGCAAGCUCCCAAGCGUGCUACGGAAGAAGACUGGCUUUUCUGGCUUUAUGAACAGCUUGGUCGGCUCGCCCAAGAAGCCGAUUAUAUCAGCACCCGAGAACCCGGUCCACGUCACCCAUGUUGGCUACGACAGCGCGACCGGCCAAUUCACGGGCUUGCCAAAAGAGUGGCAACGACUGCUCAACGAGAAUGGCAUCACCGAGAAGGAAACAAGAGAACACCCCCAAGUGGUGGUCGAUGUGCUCACAUUCUACAAAGAGACCCAAGAGAAGCCCCCGGUAGAACAGCAGUUAGAAAAGUUCCACGAUGCUCGUGUCGGUCUACUUCCAGGCCACAGCCCGCUCUCUCCUUUGAUUAGCCCGCCUGCAAGUCCGCGAUUCCCAAACGUCACUCAAGAUGGCAGUUUCGAAAAUCCCCGCGCCCCCCCGCCUGUACCAGGGAAGGCCCCCGCUAUCCCGGCAAAAGACUUGAACCUCAUGCCAAGUCGGCCAGCGCCCAAGCCUCCAACGGCAACUGCACCAAGGACGCAGCCGACAUAUCCUACGAAAGACUCGGGCAUUGGCAUGUCCCAGCCUGGCGAAGAUGGCGCACCCUCAUACCUCCCACCUAAGGACAAUGUUCCUAUGCUUCCCGAAGAGCACCGGUCGCGGUCACGGUCCAACUCGCGUGCAAAUGGCACCUCUCCUUACAUGCCGACGCAGCCAUCACCUGCAGUCACAUCCCCCACAAGUCAAACCAUUGCGUAUCAACAGCAGCUCCUGCAGCAGCAUCAGGAGCAAGCAAUGGCCCAGGCACAAGCUAUGGCGAAUGGUCAGCUCGGUCGUCAAUUAAGCAAGAGACAGCAACCCACUCCCCCAUCCUCUCAACCCCCACAUCAAUACGGACAGCAUCAUGGGCAGAUACCGAGAACAGAUGGUCAGGUUAUUCCUGCGCAACAGCCUAAACUUCCUCAGCAACAACAACAACAACAGCAGCAGCAGCAGCAGCAGCAGCAGCAGCAGCAGCAGCAUCCCGGCGCGAGACCUCGGCACAGACCACGGCAAAGCAACAGCAUUGAUGUUAUUGCAGCUCUCAAGAGAAUAUGCUCUGAGGGUGAUCCUCGUGAGAUCUACCGUGGCUUCACGAAGAUCGGACAAGGUGCAUCAGGUGGUGUGUACACAGGUCAUGAGCGUGGCUCCAACCGGCUGGUGGCUAUCAAGCAGAUGAACUUGGAGCAGCAGCCCAAGAAGGAUCUAAUCAUUAACGAGAUUCUUGUCAUGAAGGAGAGUUCGCACCCCAACAUUGUCAACUUCAUUGACAGCUAUCUCUGCGGUGGUGAACUAUGGGUUGUGAUGGAGUACAUGGAGGGCGGUAGCUUGACGGAUGUGGUUACAUUCAAUAUCAUGACAGAGGGUCAGAUUGCGAGCGUGUGCCGCGAGACCCUGAAGGGCUUGCAGCAUCUUCACUCGAAGGGCGUGAUUCACAGAGAUAUCAAGUCAGAUAACAUUUUGUUGAGCAUGGAAGGGAAUAUCAAGCUGACCGACUUUGGCUUCUGUGCUACCAUCAAUGAGGUGCAGAAUAAGCGCACUACCAUGGUCGGCACCCCAUAUUGGAUGGCUCCCGAGGUGGUCACCCGGAAGGAGUACGGUCGCAAGGUCGAUAUUUGGUCGCUCGGCAUCAUGGCUAUAGAGAUGAUCGAGGGCGAGCCCCCGUACCUGACAGAGUCUCCGCUCCGUGCUCUGUGGCUGAUCGCUACCAACGGCACGCCUCAGAUCAAGAAUGAGCAUGAACUCUCACCGGUCUUUAGGGACUUCCUCUACUUCGCCCUUAAGGUGGAUCCGGAGAAGAGAGCGAGUGCCCACGAUUUGCUGAGGCACGACUUCAUGAAGAUGUGCGUUGACUUAUCGACCCUCGCGCCCUUGGUCCGGGCUGCAAGAGAGGCCAGGGCACAAGAGAGGGCUCGUAAGGGUCAUCAAUGA
Thermochaetoides thermophila DSM 1495 is the source of this 3114-nucleotide messenger RNA. RefSeq lists its product as uncharacterized. The coding region runs from base 1 to 3114 and encodes 1037 amino acids. The record is from RefSeq and is a predicted model, not a curated record. The transcript has 4 exons. Gene Ontology annotation, cellular component: cytoplasm. NCBI's taxonomy places the organism in Eukaryota, Fungi, Ascomycota, Sordariomycetes, Sordariales, Chaetomiaceae. Gene Ontology annotation, molecular function: protein serine/threonine kinase activity; ATP binding. Gene Ontology annotation, biological process: regulation of MAPK cascade; intracellular signal transduction; protein phosphorylation.